Molecule: messenger RNA, 1086 nt
Organism: Corticium candelabrum
Lineage: Eukaryota; Metazoa; Porifera; Homoscleromorpha; Homosclerophorida; Plakinidae
Product: ubiquitin recognition factor in ER-associated degradation protein 1-like
Exons: 11
Coding region: 59-997 (312 amino acids)
Cellular component (GO): VCP-NPL4-UFD1 AAA ATPase complex
Molecular function (GO): polyubiquitin modification-dependent protein binding
Source: RefSeq, a predicted model, not a curated record
UAUCAACUUCGUGAUUGUAAGUUUACUUCUUCUGAAAUGUCGCUGUAAUUUUGGCUAUAUGGCUGUAUUUGGUGGUUUCGGUUUGUUUGGAGAUGGUGUGCCAGAAGGGUUUCCUCGUCCUGGCGGUGGCGUUUUCAGACAGACAUACAGAGCUUUCUCUGUUCUUUUAUUGCCAGGAGCUGAACGGCAAGACGUAGAACGAGGAGGGAAAAUUAUAAUGCCGCCAUCGGCUUUGGAUCAGCUUACUCGUCUUAAUAUCGUCUAUCCCAUGUUGUUCAAACUUGUAAAUGAAAAGUCGAAUAGGGUGACUCACUGUGGAGUAUUGGAAUUUGUAGCUGAUGAAGGUCGAAUUUAUCUUCCUUAUUGGAUGAUGCGUAACUUACUGUUGGAACAAGGUGAUCUCAUUCAGCUAGAGAGCACAGCAUUACCAGUUGCCACAUUCUCUAAAUUCCAACCCCAGCAAACAGAAUUUUUGGACAUCACUAACCCUAAAGCUGUUCUUGAGAAUGCAUUGCGAUCAUUUGCAUGCUUAACGAAGAAUGAUCUUUUGGCUAUACAAUACAACAACAAGACGUAUGAAUUAAUGGUGAUGGAGGUAAAACCAAGGGAUGCCGUGUCAAUUAUUGAAUGUGAUAUGAAUGUUGACUUUGCUCCACCUGUUGGCUACAAGGAGCCAGAAUAUGUCAAGCCAAAACCUAUCACUAAUGAUGUAGUGGCAGAUGGAGUUGCUGUUGUGGAUGACCAAUUUCGAGCUUUUACUGGUGCAGGACAGCGUCUUGAUGGUAAGAAACCAAAGCGUUUGCCAGCAGUUGCAUCAGUUUCUACUAGUGGUCCAAGAAGAGGUAUUCCAAACUAUGACUAUAAGAAAGGAAAGCUCACUUUUCCUAAAGCUGCUUCAAUAUCAAAAGUUGAAGAACAAGGAGAAAGUGCAGAGUGUAGUACAUUUGAGCCUUUCUGUGGACAGGGAGCAACAAUUAGACAGAAGAAGAAACACUGACAGUGUUACAUACAGAGAACAUUGUAAUGAGUAACAAGUAUUUGCAAAGUUGACUAACAUAUGAUGUAAAACAAGAUAUUAGCAGGGAA